Colletotrichum spaethianum is the source of this 4692-nucleotide messenger RNA. Its product is annotated as Ras guanine nucleotide exchange factor A. Bases 1 to 4692 code for a protein of 1563 amino acids. Gene Ontology annotation, cellular component: cytoplasm. Gene Ontology annotation, molecular function: protein binding; GTPase activator activity. The record is from RefSeq and is a predicted model, not a curated record. The transcript is spliced from 2 exons. NCBI's taxonomy places the organism in Eukaryota, Fungi, Ascomycota, Sordariomycetes, Glomerellales, Glomerellaceae. Gene Ontology annotation, biological process: regulation of actin cytoskeleton organization; regulation of GTPase activity.
AUGUUUCUCGGCCGGUCCGACACGGUUAGCCGUGGUAGCGCAGCCCUACCUCACGCAUAUGAACCCCCUUCCGCGGUACACUCUGCGGCGCUUGCCCGACCAGACCUCGAAAAGUUGGGCCGAUCUUCAACAAGCCAGCUGCGCACGUUGUCCAAGCUUGCUCAAUCUGAAUCUGCUGACGAAUUCGCAAUCACAACACCCGCGCAAGAAGUGGUGGGCCUGAAGGGCCGCCGCAGGUUGCAGAGAGCAGACAAACCUAACACAAGCCGCGCUGGCCAGCGCACAGGCGGGUAUGGAUGGGAGGGGCGGAACUGGAUGGACAAGCAGCGCCAGUUUCUCCAGGCCUAUGAAUACCUCUGCCAUAUUGGUGAAGCAAAGGAAUGGAUUGAGGAUGUCAUUCACAGGGCGAUUCCUCCCAUUGUCGAGCUAGAGGAGGCCCUUCGCGAUGGAGUCACCCUCGCGGAGGUGGUUGAGGCUCUCAACCCUGACAGAAGAUUCCGUAUUUUCCGGCAUCAAAAACUGCAAUUUCGACACUCGGACAACAUCGCCAUCUUCUUCAGAUAUCUGGACGAAGUCGAACUCCCAGACCUCUUCAGAUUCGAGCUGAUCGACUUGUAUGAGAAGAAGAACAUACCCAAAGUCAUAUACUGCAUCCACGCUUUGAGUUGGCUUCUCUUCAGAAAGGGCAUAGUCGACUUCCGCAUCGGUAACCUUGUCGGACAGCUUGAAUUCGAGCACCAUGAACUCGAGGCCAUGCAAAAGGGUCUUGAUAAACUCGGGGUUAGCAUGCCCAGCUUCGGCAACAUGGGAGCAGACUUUGGUGUCGAGCCCGCGACCCCUGAGCCCGAGGAGACCGAGGAAGAGAGGAUCGAUCGCGAACUGGGCGAGAACGAGGGGUCAAUCGUUGAGCUUCAGGCACAGGUUCGUGGAGCUGUAGUACGGAUGCGCCUGGGCGACACUAUGCAGCAGCUCUGGGGCGUUGAAGGGUCGCUCAUCGAUCUGCAAUCUCGCAUCCGAGCCGAUUUUACCCGUCAAGUCAUUGGCUACCGGCUUCAGAUGAGACGUUUUGCGGUCGACCUGCAAAGUCUCGCUCGCGGAUUCCUCGUUCGAAACAAAAUGGCCAACAAGGAACGCUUGUGGAAGAGGCUGGAGCCCGAUAUCCUGCAGCUCCAGAGUAUCGUUAGGGCCAAGAAGGUCCGCGAUGAGGUACGAGACAAGAGAUCUCAGUUGGCCCGUCAUGCAGGACCUGUGCGCAAGAUUCAAGCAGCACUUAGGGGGUUCUUGGUCCGAAAGGAGCUCGUCACUCAACACCAGGAAACGGUCCAAACAUCUGGAGAAGUUCAAAGUCUCCAGGCCGCUGUCCGUGGAAUGCUGUUGAGAGGACGCGUUGCUGAUGACCUUGAGCUCCUGGGAAGACAGGCCAAUAGCAUAAUCAGCCUCCAGGCUGCUGCCAGGGCACUGCUGACUAGAGAUCAGAUUUCGCGAGAGCAAGGGCAUCUCCAAGGCUCUGCGCCGCAAUGGACUGCCCUUCAAGCAGUGAUUCGAGGCAUGUCGCUUCGUACCGAAGUCGAUGCCAUCAGGGCGGAACUCAGCCUACACAUACCCGAGGUCGAGAGUCUUCAAGCAGCAAUCAGAGGCCAGUCGCUUCGCACCGAGGUUGCAGCAACGACAGCGGAACUCAGCCAGCACAUCUCCGAAAUCGAGAACCUUCAAGCAACGGUCCGAGGUAACUCAGUCCGCCUUGAAGUCACUGCGACAAAGGCAGAGCUCGCCAAGUAUGUCACUGAGGUCGAGAGCCUUCAAGCACACAUCAGAGCCGCCGCCGUCCGACGAGAUGUCGCCGAGAUCCUCGAUGACUUAAGUAGCCACGAGGCAAUUUACGUUGAUCUUCAGUCUCUUAUCCGAGGAAUGAUUGAGCGACGUCGUAUUGCUUCGGAACAAGACGCCUUGUCUCGUGCCGAACCCAAGAUCAUCAAACUCCAGGCGCGCAUACGGGGUUACCAGCAUCGCCAGCAACAUGGUGAGCUUCUCGAGGAGCUCGAAUCCCACACCCCAGCAAUCCAGCAGCUUCAAGGACUUGCACGCGCCAUGAUGGUCAGAGGAGAUGUUUUCAACCUCAUCUCGGAUCUCGAAGAGGAGGAGGCCGCGAUCGUCGAGAUGCAAGCUGCCGCCAAAGCCUUUGUCGUGCGAGCCAAGUUUGAAGAGAAGAAACGAUUCUUCAACGAAAAUAUGCAGAAGGUCGUCAAGAUUCAAAGCCUCGUUCGCGCCAAGAUUCAAGGAGACGCGUACAAGAGUCUCACCCAUGGCAAGGAUCCGCCAGUCAACGCCGUCAAGAACUUUGUCCAUCUUCUGAACGACAGCGACUUCGACUUCAACGAGGAGAUUGAGUUUGAGAGAAUGCGGAAGACGGUGGUUCAGCAAGUUCGCCAAAACGAAAUGCUGGAGCAAUACAUCGACCAGCUAGACAUCAAGAUUGCCCUCCUCGUCAAAAACAAGAUCACCCUGGACGAGGUUGUCAGGCACCAGAGCAAUUACGGUGGACACUCUAUCGGUCUCCUGGCGAACUCGUCAAUUUCGUCCACCAACCAUUUCGACUUGAAGGCUUUGAACAAGAGCUCAAGGAAGAAACUGGAAUCUUACCAGCAGCUCUUCUUCAACCUUCAGACACAACCCCAAUACCUCGCACGCCUCUUCAAGCGCAUCCGUGAACAAGGCACCCCCGAGAAGGAAUGCAAGCGAAUUGAGCACCUUAUGAUGGGUCUGUUCGGGUACGCUCAGAAACGCCGCGAGGAGUACUACCUCCUCAAGCUCCUCGCCCGGUCCAUGCGAGAGGAAGUUGAGUGCAGCAGGAACUUGCAGGAUUACCUGCGGGGCAACUUCUUCUGGACCAAGCUUCUCGCCAACUACACACGAUCCCCUCGUGACCGGAAGUACCUCCGAGAGCUUCUUGGUCCGAUCGUGCGGGACAACAUCGUAGAGGACCCGGCUCUUGAUCUUGAAAGCGACCCUCUGCAGAUCUACAGGGCAGCUAUCAACAAUGAAGAGCUGCGGACCGGUCGUCCCAGUCGGCGCCCCUUGGAUGUUCCUAGAGAGAUGGCCAUCAAAGACCCGGAGACCCGAGACCUCUUCAUCGACCAUCUUCGCGACCUCAGAGAAAUUUGUGACCAGUACUUGCUGGCUCUGGAAGAUCUCCUUCCGAAGAUGCCCUACGGUCUUCGUUUCCUUUGCCGCCAACUAUUUGAGGCCCUUUGCCAACAGUUCAAGAAGGAACCGCAACACCACCUCCUCCAGAUGGUCACGAAUUGGCUCUGGCGCUUCUACAUGCAACCCGCUGUCAUUGCUCCCGAGAACGUGGGAGUCAUCGAGAAGCAGCUGAGCCCCCUCCAGAAGCGUAACCUGGGUGAGGUUGCAAAGGUGCUUGGCCAGAUCGCGUCGGGCAGACCUUUUGGCGGAGAAAACAUCUAUCUCCAACCGCUGAAUGCAUUCGUGGGCGAAUCUACGGAGCGACUUGCUCAGAUUACUCACGAGCUCAUCUCGGUUCCAGAUGCCGAACGCAACUUCGACAUUGACGAGUUCAACGACCUGUACUCCAAGAACAAGCCGACCCUGUACAUCAAGAUGACGGACAUCUUUGCCAUCCACAACCUGAUUGCUGGUGAUCUCCCUACAAUAUGCCCCAACCGGGAUGAUGUUCUCCGCGAAAUCCUGCAAGAUCUAGGUAGCGCCAAGAACAACGAGAACGAGAUGCUUGCUGCGGGGUCCUCCGACAUCCAAAUGUAUCUCACGCCAAAGCUUCACGACAUCGACGACCCUGAGGCAGAGGUUAAGGCCCUCUUUAUGGAGACGAAGCGAUGCAUCCUAUACAUUAUUCGCGUACAGACUGGCGCCAACCUCUUGGAGAUCCUUGUCAAGCCCGUCAACCCCGAUGAUGAACACAAGUGGCGGUCAGUCCUGCACGACGACUUCGCGAAGGACGCCAACACGAGAGGCGCAUACUCGGACGCCCACAUGGUGGACGUGACGCGGAUGUCAUACUACGACCUGAAGCGGACAGCUCUCGAGAACAUCUUGCGACUGGAGCACAUGGGCAGAAUCUCCAAGCACAACUAUUACCAGGACAUUCUCAACGCCAUCGCCCUCGACAUCAGAACCAAGAGCCGAAGACGCGUGCAACGGCAGCGUGAACUGGAGGGUGUCCGGUCAACUCUUGCCAACUUGCACGAUAAGGCCAAAUACCUUGAGCAGCAGCGCAAGAGUUAUGACGACUACAUUGAGUCAGCCAUGGCGACGCUACAAAAGAACAAAGGAAAGAAACGGUUCCUGCUUCCGUUCACCAAACAGUACAACCACCAGCGCGAACUGGAACGUAGCGGGCGGGUCCCCAAGUUUGGCAGUUACAAAUAUAGCGCUCGGGCUCUCGCAGAGAAAGGCGUGCUCGUGGGGUGGAGUGGCGUCACCGACUGGGAGAGGGUCAACCUCACCAUCUCUUGCGACGAGGUGGGCGUCUUCUCCCUCGAGGGGUCCCGCGGUCACAUCCAGAUGCCGGGAGCGAGCGCCCUCGUACCGAUUGAGGAUCUGCUGCAGGCUCAGUUCGAGGCCCAUCAAUUCAUGAACCUUUUCGAAGGGAACCUCAAGCUGAACGUCAACUUGCUUCUGCAUCUUCUGUACAAGAAGUUUUACCGCACGCAGUAA